AUGAGAGGCCUCCUGCUGAUUACCAUUCUCCUCCUGCCGGUGGUGUGCUCCAUGUAUUCCGAGAACUCCGACUGUGUGGUCAAAAGACAGCAGGAGAGAUGUAUGGAGAGGAUCGCCCUGCACAACCUAACACACUACCUGGAUAAUGGCUGUCCGUGGAUGUGGGACGACCUGGCUUGUUGGCAGGAUGCAGCCGUAGGUGAAGUGGUAUCAGUCAGAUGUCCUGAAGUCUUUCAUGACCUCCUGAGUCCCGACGAUGAGAUUGGUUGGAUCAGUAGGAACUGUACAGCAGAGGGCUGGUCAGAAACAUUUCCUCACUACGUUGACGCCUGUCUGUCAGACGAUAACACCACCAGACCGGACAUGAACUAUGCGUCUGUGAAAGCUCUGUACACAGCAGGAUACAGCACCUCCUUGGUCUCUCUCACCACCGCCAUGACUAUACUCUGCAGGUUCAGGAAGCUCCACUGUACCAGGAACUAUAUCCAUAUGAACCUGUUCGUCUCCUUCAUGCUGAGAGCUAUCUCUGUGUUCAUCAAGGACGGGGUUCUGUACACCCAGGAGGAAGAAAACCACUGCUUCAGACACACCGUGGAGUGUAAAGCAGUCAUGGUAUUAUUCCACUACUGUGUGAUGUCCAACUACUUCUGGCUGUUCAUCGAAGGCCUGUACCUCUUCACCCUGCUGGUCCAAACCUUCUUCCCAGAGAGGCGGUACUUCUACUGGUACACCGUGGUAGGCUGGGGUACUCCCACCAUUUGUGUAACUGUCUGGGCUGCUCUGAGGCUUCACUUUGACGACACAAGUUGCUGGGAUACCAACAACACCACUGCCCUCUGGUGGGUGAUCAAGGGACCUACAGUCGUCUCCAUCAUGAUCAACUUUGUCCUGUUUGUUGGGAUCAUAGUCAUUCUGGUCCAGAAGCUGCAGUCGCCUGACAUCAGAGGGAAUGAGUCCAGUAUCUACCUCAGCUGUGCUCAGAAAUGCUUCAGUGAGCCCACUCAGGCUGUACAACAUUCCUGCAGGAUGUCAGAGCUAUCAGUCAUCACACUGCGUCUGGCUCGGUCCACCCUUUUACUCAUCCCCCUCUUCGGGAUCCACUACACUGUGUUUGCCUUCUCACCAGAGGACGUCAGCAAGAAGGAGAGGCUGGUGUUUGAGCUAGGCCUGGGAUCUUUCCAGGGUUUUGUUGUGGCUGUCCUCUACUGUUUCCUCAAUGGAGAGGUGCAGUCUGAGAUCAAGAGGAAGUGGCGUAGCUGGAGGGUGAACCGGUACUUUACCGUGGAUCUGAAGCAUCAGCAGCGCCACCCAUCCCUGGUCAGCAGCGGUGUCAACGGGGGAACACAGCUCUCCAUGCUCAGUUCCAAGAGCUCCUCCGCCUUACAGAUACGCAUGGUGGGCCCCCUGGCCGAGACACCGUCCACACUCAACCUGCCCACCUGA
Molecule: messenger RNA, 1443 nt
Organism: Oncorhynchus nerka (sockeye salmon)
Lineage: Eukaryota; Metazoa; Chordata; Actinopteri; Salmoniformes; Salmonidae
Product: pituitary adenylate cyclase-activating polypeptide type I receptor-like
Exons: 14
Coding region: 1-1443 (480 amino acids)
Biological process (GO): adenylate cyclase-modulating G protein-coupled receptor signaling pathway; cell surface receptor signaling pathway
Cellular component (GO): plasma membrane
Molecular function (GO): G protein-coupled peptide receptor activity; peptide hormone binding; vasoactive intestinal polypeptide receptor activity
Source: RefSeq, a predicted model, not a curated record